CGGACUGGGGGCUGCUGGAGGCUGGAGUGUGGCCCUUGCGAAGAUGGAUUAUGCCAAGUCCCUGAGCCAGCGCCUGGCUGCCCCUGUCUCCAAAUGUGUCUCAGCAAGUGCCUCCAUGACCCAGCAGCUCCUCUCCAGCCCGGCCCCACGGCCCCGGCCCUACCGCAUCUGCAACUGCGACCGCAGCCUGCGCAAGGGCAUCAUGGCAGGCAGCCUGGCUGAGCUGCUGCGCCAGGCUCAGAGCACCCUGCUUGCCCCGGGGCCCAUCUCGCUGGUGUUGGAUGAGGACGGCACCGCGGUGGAGACAGAGGCUUUCUUCCGGACGCUGCAGGAGGGCACGGUGCUGAUGGCCCUGAGCAAGGGGCAGACCUGGGCUCCCUCCAAGAUGGGGGGCUACGAGCUCAGCCUGUCCCACAAGCCCCCUCGGAAGAUCGAUGUUGCCAGUGUCACCUUCGACCUCUACAAGACCAACCCACGGGACCUGGGCUGCCUCAAUGUCAAAGCCACUCUCUAUGGCACCUACAGCAUGUCCUACGACCUGCGCUGCUAUGGGGCCAGGAGGCUGAUGAAGGAAGCCCUGCGCUGGACACUCUUCACCAUGCAGGCCACGGGCCAUGUCCUGCUGGGCACCUCCUGCUACAUGCAGCAGCUCCUGGACGCCACAGAGGAGCAGAAGGAGGUGGAGAGCAGCCCAGCGCUGCCGAGCCUGCUGCCCCGCAGCCUCCCGCCCCUGCCCUGCAGGAAGAUGCUGCAGUGAGGGCUGCACGCCCUGUCCCCCUGCUCCUGUCCCAUUCACCCCUCACCUCUGGGGGUCUCAGCACCCUGCUAGGUCAAUGCCUGGGGGGAGGCUGCCACAGUGCCUGGCCCAGCCUCUCCUUGCACUCCGCUGGCUGAGUGGGGCCAGCUCCCCUCUGCAACCUCUGCUGCUCUGUAAAUAUAUUUAUUUAAGUAAAGCUCUG
Messenger RNA from Colius striatus (speckled mousebird), 959 nucleotides. It is a transcript of the gene CIDEC, whose product is annotated as cell death inducing DFFA like effector c. The coding region runs from base 44 to 757 and encodes 237 amino acids. Gene Ontology annotation, biological process: regulation of apoptotic process; apoptotic process. Lineage: Eukaryota; Metazoa; Chordata; Aves; Coliiformes; Coliidae. The transcript has 6 exons. The record is from RefSeq and is a predicted model, not a curated record.